This is a messenger RNA of Hepatospora eriocheir, 1026 nucleotides long. The record is from the annotation of a GenBank genome assembly. Lineage: Eukaryota; Fungi; Microsporidia; Hepatosporidae.
AUGAUUGACAACAACAAAAGAAGAUUAGAUACUAUAAAACACUUUUAUGGAGAUGAGAGUAUCAAAAACAAAGUAUCAUUAGUUAUUGUUCAUAAUGAUACAUUUCAUUGUGAUGAUGUAUUCUCUGUUGUUAUGUUAUCAUUAAUAAAUGGAAAGGUGCAAUUUAUAAGAACAAGAGAUUCUGAUAUUAUUAAAACAGGUGAUUAUGUUUGUGAUGUUGGAGGUAUAUGUAAUCCACAUUCACACAGAUUUGACCACCACAUGUAUUACUUUAAUGAAACAUUCUCUGAGGAUUAUGAUGUUAAAUUAAGUUCUUCUGGUUUGGUAUACAAAUAUUGUACUGAUGAGUUAUUUAAAAAAUUUGAUUUGAAUUUAGAAGGUGAUUUUUACAACUACAUACGUAAUGAGAUUUAUGAAAACUAUUUAUUACCAAUUGAUGCUAUUGAUAAUGGAUACAAUAUUUUUAAGGAUGUUUUACCAAGAACAAUAAGUACAAUAGUUGGUAGUUUCAAUUCACCCAAACAAAAUUUCAUGGACAAAGAUGGAGUGUUAGAUUUUGAAAGGUAUGAAGAAGAACAAUAUAAACAGUUUGUUAAAGCAGCUGAUUUAAUAAAGGAUGAUUUUAUUAGGUUUAUGACUAAAAUUAAAUCAGUUGAUGUAAAAUAUUUUUCAGCUGUCAAAGAAUUAGUCAAUUCAACCACUGAAAAGUAUAUUAUAUCUCCCUGUAUUGCAUACACACAAGGUUUAAUUAGUAAAAUUACCAAAAUAUUAAACAAAGAUUUGUUAUUUGUGAUUUAUCAACAGCCUAAUAAAUUUAGAAUCUAUGCCUUUAGAAAAAGUAAAAUCUCAUUUGAAUCAAAAUGUCCUCUUUUUAAAGACUGGAGAGGUAAAAGAACUGAAGAUUUAAAACAAUAUUCUGAUUUUCCAGGGAUGGAAUUUGUUCAUUCUUCAGGAUUUACAGGACAGGCUGAUAAUCUUAAAACUGCCAUAGCAAUGUGUGAAUAUUCAAUUAAACAUAAUGAGUAA